Octopus sinensis (East Asian common octopus) is the source of this 3661-nucleotide messenger RNA. RefSeq lists its product as uncharacterized. Bases 331 to 3111 code for a protein of 926 amino acids. The record is from RefSeq and is a predicted model, not a curated record. NCBI's taxonomy places the organism in Eukaryota, Metazoa, Mollusca, Cephalopoda, Octopoda, Octopodidae. Gene Ontology annotation, molecular function: RNA polymerase I core promoter sequence-specific DNA binding. Gene Ontology annotation, biological process: transcription by RNA polymerase I. The transcript is spliced from 17 exons. Gene Ontology annotation, cellular component: fibrillar center.
UUAAAAAUCGGUCAUUGUUGAUGUUUAUGUUGUGUUGUGUUUAUUCGUCUUUGGUCUUUAAAUGCUCAUGGUAGAAAUAUUUAGUAGAAUGAAGACUGCGUAAAUACACAAUAAAGUUUCCAUGCGGUUUCUGCCCAUCAAAUUAUUAUUACAAGACAUUGGUCAACCCAAGUGUGUGGAAGAAAAUACUAGCCCAAAUGGUUGUCCAUCAUCUUUAAAAACAUAGGAUGCAACAUUCUUCUUACUGUAUCUGCACCAUGAUGUGAAACCCAAUAGAACUACAUGGUUGAAAAGAACUACCAAAGUGGAACAAGAUAAACAAAGGCCAGAAUGACUUUCUCUAUGAAUUAUCCUCCGUACAACUUUCACUCAAUACUGUGGAAUUCAAGAGAAAGAAGAGACUUCUUUCCUGAUUGUGGAAGCUUAUGUGGUGUACAUGUUAACGAAACUGGAAAAGCGACUGUUCAAAAGGAACACAACAGUUGUAAAGGAGAACAUCUUUAUGCAAAGUUUUCAAGCCUCCCUUUAUUCCAGAAGCCUGAUGUUUUACAAGAACAUGAUGCCAUUGGGAUUCAUCGCCUCAACUACAUUAAAAAGAAAAUGACUUCCUUACACAAAAGACUUAAAAUAAUGAAGACUCUAUGUCAUCAGGAUGCCACUUGGCAGAUUCAUCUGUUGGAAAUUCUUAAGGCCUUACAUGCCACAGAAGAAGCGAAUGUGACUGAAACCAGUGCAUUGAAAAUGUUUUAUGCUAACAAUUAUUUACGAAACUUUUAUGAAGCACUUGGGAAGUUUUUGGAUGUCCAAAAUGUUUGGCAUUCCAAUCAUAAAUUUAUAGGUGGAUGUUUGCAAACAUUGAACUUCUCCAACCAAGCAGAUUCUACAAUAUCACUAGCUGCCAUAACUGGGCCUGAUUUCAAAACAAUCAAAAUCAUCACACCCAAGGUAAAUGACUCCAGCCUGCUUAACUUGGACAAAAAAUUUGUUCACAAGAUUAAAGUGAAUGAAGAAAUGUUUGACCUGUCUUGUCAAACUUUGUAUGACACAACAUACUGUUUAACUCGAACUGUUGACAAAUGUUUUCUGUUUGAGAUAAGCUGUGACAGUGAUGGAGAUGGAAUAAGCAGCUCUUUAAAGAAUACUCUUCAUUGUGAAGGGAAGACAUAUACUUCAGUAAACUUGAGUCCGUAUAUUGUGGGAGAAUGUCUUGUAGCUGACCAUACAAAUUCUGUCUUUCUGUGGGAUUGCAACAGAAGUGUUCAGAAUGUGGUUAAUCAACACCCUCACCGAUUCCCUUGCAAGUCAAAUUGGUGUAAUGUCCACUACGCUUCACAUCCACGGUCAUUUGUUUUCACUAAUCAAUCAGCUAUGGAACUGAUGGAUAUCAGGACAUCCUGUAGAAACCCAAGAGAUGUAUUUGCUCUUCCGAAUAAGUUUCUGUCUAAAGAUGAAAGAAUUUCUGCCUCAUGUUGUUCUCGGACAAAUCCAUUCCAUCAUUUUGUAGCUACAGAUCAUGGUUUGUUUCUCAUAGAUGAAAGAUUUCUUUGUCAUCCAGUGUUACAAUGGCAGCACAUGUUAGAAGGAAUCCCCCAUUAUUUAUCACCAAUCCAAGGUGCUGUCCAGUCUUCAGGUGAUGAAGUUCUUCUAGCUGCCAGCCAGUAUCCAAAUGAGGCCAUAUGUGUACAAUAUCGAACAGAUCCUAAUCACCCGCCUAUAUCUAUGUGUUCUCCUUGGCGAAUCUCAAGACCUGGAGAUUUAUACUUCAUUGAAAAGAUUAUCAAUCAAAUCAAAGAUAUCGUCGUUCAUGAAAGACUCUCUGAUCCCAUCGUCGGGGUUGCUGGGGAGGCUAUCAAUUCUGAGGGCAUGUAUGUUUUCCAGCUAAAUUCCCUUGGUGACAUCUUCUACCAAGCAUAUGGUGUAACUAAUGUUUAUGAAGACAAGACGUGCUCUGCUGGUCCUGGUGACAGCAUUGUGAAACAUUCAGAAGAAAUUAUUAGCAUCAGUAAAAACUGGUUAGAACACCUUGAAAACCAACUUGAAGAAGGGUACUCUCAACGCAUGAAGGCAAGGCCAACAUAUGAGGUGAAAGGAAUAUUUGAAGAUGUGAAAGGCCAUGUGUUGUGUCAGCUCUGCAUGCCUCAAUGUCAGAAUGAUAAUGUUGAUUCUGAUGAUGAUGAAAUCGUUACAGGAGUAUGCAAAGCAUGUAAUACCUCUUUUUUGACUAGCAAACACCUGCUUAGUGCUAUUGAAGUGGACGGUAUAAUGAAAUCAUCUGAUAUCUCUUAUAAUGCCACGCCACCAUCAAUAGAUAAGCUGACAGGUGAAAACAGAAGACUAUCAAAGAAAUUAUAUAAACACUGGUAUGAUGUGGAAAUGAGUUCUUCAGAAGAGGAAGAGGAAGUAGAAGGAGAGGAAAAGGAGGUAGAAGGAGGAGAGGAGGACAAUGGUAGUGAUGAUGUACGAGACAGCUCAAAUUCUACACCCAAGGAAACACCCACAAAAAGCAUUGUACGGUGGUCUGAUGCUGAAAGUUCUAAUGGAAAUUAUCCAUCUGCAACUGCUCAGGUCGACAAAGAAUUUGGUGAACGAGAGUCUCAACUUUCAUCACCAACACAUUUUCAGUCUUCAAGCCAACAAACAGUCUCAACUUCUGUUAAAGAAAUUUUUCUGUCUUUACCAACAUAUUUACAAGAAUCAGACAGACAUAAAACUCCUCACAAAACUGACUUUACUAAGUUAUCUCAUUCUCAGCCGACCACAUCUCUUCGAUCACAAACGUUUGAUUCCAGUAGCUUAUCACCACCUCUAUCACAAACAAUCCAUUCUAAGGAUUUCUCAAAAAGAAAAUCACUGUUUACUAAGACUGACAGCAUGUCAAAGUCACCAACUUUUUCAAGUACGAAUCAGUUUGAAGAUGGUUUUGGUGGGUCACCAACUCAUUCAAAAAUGCGUCAAUCUGCUGAUCCAUUUAGAAGAUCUCCAUCAAUUGAAAGACAGUCAUUAUUUUCACAACAACUUAAUCCAUUUCACAGCAUCAAUUCAUCCUUAUUAACAUCUAUGAGUCAACCAGUAAAAACAAUACGGAAACAAAAAUACCAAGAAGGAUUUUAAUCAUGUAUUCUAUUUGUUUUACUCAUUUGACUGUGGCCAUGCUGGAGCACCACUUUAAAGGGUUUCAGUCGAAGAAAUUGACCCGUGUGUUACCUACUUAGCAGUUUCAUUAAAUAAGGGUGAUGGUGGAUGAAUUAGACAUAGGUCAAAGAAGAUCCUUGAUCAUAUCAUGUAAAUGUUGAGAUGGUAUAUGGUAGUUUUAUUUGACAAGUGCCAAAUAGUUAUUAACCAAUAACUGAUUAAUGAAUGCUUCUCUACUAAAUGCAUAGAAAUCUCUCUUCUGAAUAUGUAUGCCACUUAUGAAAAUUUCUUAUUUACCUCUGACACACCUUUGGACCUACUUAGCACUUUUUCAUCAAUCAAUAUUUGCUGAAGAUUUUAGAUAUUAAUUUAUCAAUUCAUAAGAGUCCAGUAAUUGUAAAGAAUAUCUCAUGCACAUUCAUACUGAUACAUAUAUGUAAACUAGACAAAACUGCUCUAGAAAUUAUUGAAAAGAGGACAUUACUCAAAACAUUUAUGAAAUUAUAUAUUUAUAUAUUUUUAUAUCAAA